CUUCUGCACCGAGAAUAUAUCCAACGAAUUUAUGGCCACCAAUUUCCACAUUCAAAUGUUUUCAGGUAAACCCUCUCAGAAAGUUCUUGUUACUCCGGUCUUCAAUGAUUCCUUAGGGGCGGGA
This is a messenger RNA of Racocetra persica, 124 nucleotides long. The record is from the annotation of a GenBank genome assembly. NCBI's taxonomy places the organism in Eukaryota, Fungi, Glomeromycota, Glomeromycetes, Diversisporales, Gigasporaceae.